UUGACGGGGAUUUUGAAUCCACGUUUAUUAUUCCUAGCGAUAAUGUGCCGGUAAUAUUUAUCCAAUGCAAGUGGAACAUCGUAAUGCAGUGUCGCAGCGUGAUUAUGUUUACGGUGUAGAUGCUGAAAUCAACUUCAUGACUUCAAAAGUGAUGGAGACGCGUUACUACGAGGGCUGCGGCCGGCAGGGCCCAAUUAGAUGCAUAUUUUUGGGCGAGUUUCACCCCGUUGCUGGACCCAAAAUUUCGUGUCAAUUUCCUGAAGACUACAUUUCCAAAGAAGUAUUUGAUACAAUUAGCGCCUACAUUAUUCCAAAGCCGCAGAUUCAACAAAAAUGUACGAUGACCAUAAAUGCGCUUGGGCACAAAAUUGUUGGUUAUCCUAUAAGAAUAGACAACCCGCAAUAUGAACGAAACAUGUACCUGUUCAACUUGUGCUUCGUGUGCGACAGCUGGUCUAAGACUGUACAAUAUGAGCCUGUUGUUAAAAAACUUGGUGAACAUUUGACAAUAAUGGAAGAAGAAACACGAUUUUUGUCUGGAGGGUCUACAAGACUGCCAACUCUCUUAGCACAUUUACUGCAUGAUUUGAAUACAUACCGCAAAGCAACAUUAGUUGAAGGAGAAACAGUUAUGCAUCUGAAAGUCCUUGAAGUCCGUAAGGACCCGCCUACUGUCCACGAUCACGAUGUGCCAGUGUUGGUAGCGUCUGUCGGUUUGCCCCGGCCCGGUCGUCCUCGUCGCACUGUUCCCCCGGUGAGCAAAGAGGGAAUGCCGAGCCAAGAACAUUUAGAUCUGGAUGACGAAGAGCCUUUCGAAGUCGACGUGGAUGCGGACUGGGACCUGACUACUCGACAGGUAAUUAUACUCGUUGUUCUCUUCGUCGUUAUCUUGUCGUCCCGAUAA
Messenger RNA from Hyposmocoma kahamanoa, 904 nucleotides. Its product is annotated as GATOR complex protein NPRL2-like. The transcript is spliced from 5 exons. NCBI's taxonomy places the organism in Eukaryota, Metazoa, Arthropoda, Insecta, Lepidoptera, Cosmopterigidae. Gene Ontology annotation, molecular function: GTPase activator activity. The record is from RefSeq and is a predicted model, not a curated record. Gene Ontology annotation, cellular component: GATOR1 complex; vacuolar membrane. Gene Ontology annotation, biological process: positive regulation of autophagy; cellular response to amino acid starvation; negative regulation of TORC1 signaling. The coding region runs from base 65 to 904 and encodes 279 amino acids.